AUGACUACAGCUAUGCAUAACUUGCAUAGCUCUGGAUCUUCAAAUCACCAGCAGACACCCGGUAGCACCGCUCCAGUCCUUGAAUAUGUCUGCUUAUUUACGCGAGACCUUCGCAGAAAGCAAAAGCGCUGGCAAGAUGGGAGGUUGAAAUAUCACACAUUCAAUAAACGUAUCAUGGUAUACGACGAACGUGGCAACUUUGUAGGAGACACACACUGGCACGAAGAUUAUCAUUUCGACGAAGGCGAAGAAGUUGAACUUGAAAGAGGAGGCACCAUUGUUCAGGUCGCUGAAUGUACGGGGAGUCGUGAUCAAGAUCUCUCCGAACUCAUAGACAAGAGAGCUCGAGAAAGGGCUGAGCGUCAAUCUGCUGCUCUUGCGCGACGACCUCCCACAGUUGAGGCUGCUACACCAAAUGUUACUACACCAAAUGUUGAUGCCCCUCACUUCCAGCUGCGACAUAAGCCUCUCCAUAAUUUGAUUGGUACACCUACUGGCCACCACGGGCGUGCUCUCGUGCCAACUGAAUCGCCAUACGAAGAAAGACAGAAAUUAGCUACUUCCACGCGGGAUGAUGAUGGACGCCCCGCGAAGCGAAGGAAGCGAGAAGUAUCUCCUCCAAGCAAGAGCGGUUACGCACAAAGCUUAUUUGGUGCUUCAUUGACACUAUCCGGUACGCCAACAAGUAGUCCACUAUUGCGGAGUAGGCCGCCGAAGGUGAUAUCCGUCUCCGCUGAUGACCGGCCUUUGUCAUCAGCUAUUCCUAGCACUCAUGCCGAAAAGGAUACCGAGAACCAGAUGAUGACUGACGGAGAUGACUUGGUUUUGCAAGAUGACGUUCCUGCCCCUCGCCUUGCUCAGCUAGGCCGCAGGAACGUACGUAGCAAAGAAGUUAUCGGUUUUUUUUUUGACGAAGAAAUUGAUAGCGGGCCGAAACGGAAUGAGGGUGGUGAAUAUGGUAAGGCAAGUCUCGCUAGCGGCUUUUCCGCGAACCACUCGGUGGUGCAGCCUCUAGCCAAGGAAGCAAGGGCGGUGAGCAACGGUGUCCCUCCCGAGUUUGUGGAGGACCGCAACAUAGGUACGGUUGAUGUCGAAGCGAUUUCGUGUCUUCCGCAGAAGAAAAUCAGACCCACGUCAGCCCGAGUCAGCGGGAACUCAGACGUGCAGGCCUUAUCUGACGACACUGCGGCGACGCGGCUACCUACUGCUAAGAUGGUGGUCAACCCCGCCACCCGAGGGAAGAAGGCUGCCAAGCCUUCGGAUGCUGCCGGCCAUGUCCCGCAAUGUCCAUUGCCGUCAGAAGUAGCAUUAGGAAGACCGCCAGAUACUAAGAGACAUGAACACGACGAACAGAAGGCUACAUCAAAAGUCCGACGCAAAGCUUCUGCUGCAGCCAUGCCCGUAUUUGCCAGAGCGAACGGAGGACCAUGGAGCAGGGAAGCCCAUGAUCUAUUCGAAUUUACGCGUCCACCGUAG
Daldinia childiae is the source of this 1476-nucleotide messenger RNA. RefSeq lists its product as uncharacterized. NCBI's taxonomy places the organism in Eukaryota, Fungi, Ascomycota, Sordariomycetes, Xylariales, Hypoxylaceae. The coding region runs from base 1 to 1476 and encodes 491 amino acids. Gene Ontology annotation, cellular component: nucleus; site of double-strand break. Gene Ontology annotation, biological process: double-strand break repair. The transcript has 2 exons. The record is from RefSeq and is a predicted model, not a curated record.